This is a messenger RNA of Acyrthosiphon pisum (pea aphid), 5106 nucleotides long. RefSeq lists its product as uncharacterized. Lineage: Eukaryota; Metazoa; Arthropoda; Insecta; Hemiptera; Aphididae. The record is from RefSeq and is a predicted model, not a curated record. The coding region runs from base 1 to 5106 and encodes 1701 amino acids. The transcript is spliced from 7 exons.
AUGGCGAUUUCUGACGACGUUCUCGUCGAACCUUCUGUGCGUUCAGAACCAACCGGUGUUAAUACCGCGCGCAUGCAGUCGCGCAUACAAUUACCAAAAAUAGAAUUACCUUCAUUUGAUGGUUCGAUAUUAGAAUGGCGAUCUUUCCGUGACAUAUACAUAUCUCUCGUACACAAUAAUGAGAGCAUUGAUGACGCGGAACGUUUCCAUUAUUUAAUUUCGCGUUUGUCUGGUUCUGCGCUGUCAGUUAUUAAAUCCGUGCCUCUCACUGCGGCAAAUUAUGCCAUUGCGUGGGGAGCGCUGUCGGAUCGUUUCGACAAUAAACGAUUAUUAGCAUCGGCACAUCUGGACAAACUUUUCGCCUUUAAGCCGAUAGUUCAAGAAUCGUUACCCGCGCUAAUGGAAUUUGUAAACACUUUCAAAGAAAAUGUAUCCAUUAUCAAAUCCAUCGGCGUCGAUGAUCUGGCCGGGUUUUUACUAUUUCAUAUGGGAUCGCGUGUGCUCGAUCCAACCACACUACGCCUAUUCGAGUCUAGUAUAUCUCAAUCGACAAUUCCCGAAUUUGGUGAACUAUUGGACUUUGUUCAACAGCGUUGUAAGAUUUUAGAAAAUCUUAAGCUGAGCAAUAAAAUCGAGAAUAAAGUUGAUCACGUCGAUAAAUGGCGCGAAAAGGCGCCCAGUCGUGGGAAAUCAACCACUUCAACAAAAUCCGUCCUUGCUGUGACUACGUCUUCGCCAAACAAGUCCUCGAUUAAAUUCGUUUCGAGAAACUGUGUGUUUUGUGAUCACGCCGAUCACAACAUAUAUCAAUGCCCGAAAUUUAACGAGUUAUCUGUCGAAAAACGCCGCGAUAUUGUUGUUAAGCAAAAAUUAUGUUUCGCAUGCCUUAAUCCGACACAUAUGGUUAAGGCCUGCUCGUCAAAAGGUGCCUGUCGUUCGUGUAGCAGUAAACAGCAUCAUUCCUUACUACAUCUUACUUCUUACAAAUCAUCGACUACGGAGACCCCGUCAACAUCGGAAAAUGAAAAUUCUACUUCAUUUGUGGGUGCAGCUCGUACUAAUUCUACUGUUGUACUAGGCACCGCCGUCGUUCACAUUAAGGAUGCAUGGGGACAAACUCAUGCAGUUCGUGCCCUUUUAGACAGUGGCUCUCAACUUUCAGCCAUGACAAACAAUUGCUCAGCUCGACUUGGGUUACCCCGAAAUCGUUUCCAGUCCAACAUUGUUGGACUCGGUCAAAGCCCUGUAACUCAAAUUCAAGGUGUCACUAAAUGUCAAUUCACUUCACAUUUUGAUUCAAAAUACGUGUUUCCCACAGUAGAUUUGGUUGUUUUACCACACAUUACGGCGGCCAUGCCGUCCGCACACUUGCCCUCUAACGCUGGCGUUGAACAUUAUGCAGGCAUUCCAUCAGCUCUGGACACCAAAAUUGGUUGGAUAAUCUUUGGAUCCUUUUCUACAUCAAAUACCACGCCGUUAGUCGCUCUUACAACCGCUGUCGAUCAGUCGAUCGAUGAUCAACUGUCACGUUUUUGGGAAAUCGAAGAACCUGCCGCCUCUGUAUCACCCACCACUGAAGAACAAUGGUGUGAAACGUUUUUUAAAAAUUCUACGUCACGUGAUUCGUCAGGCCGAUUUUGCGUCGCCUUUCCGUUUCACGAUUUGUUUACCAAUUCUGUCCAGUUUCAAACUUUGUCACCUCACGGCCUUGGUGAGUCUCGGUCCGUCGCGUUAAAGCGUUUUCACAACCUGGAAAGACGGUUGGCGAAGGACGCGGAGUUGUAUGCCGCUUAUCGGCAGUUUAUGUCCACAUAUUUAAGGUUAGGUCACAUGGUGUUAGCUCCCGAACCCGGCAAAUAUUUUAUACCUCAUCACGCCGUACUCAAGGCUGACGGUGACAUGUCAAAAAUACGAGUGGUUUUCGAUGCCUCGUCUGUUUCUUCGUCUGGUCGUUCCUUAAACGACGUUCUAUGCACUGGUCCCAAACUACAAGUGGACUUACGUGACAUCUUACUACGUAGUCGGUUGCACAGAUUUAUUUUGACCGCCGACAUUGUUAAAAUGUACCGGCAAAUUUUAAUCCGUUCUGAAGAUCGCGUCUUUCAACAUAUAUUUUGGCGCGAUUCACCCAGUGAUAAUCUUCAGGAGUACCAGUUAUGUACCAUUACAUAUGGUCUUAAUUGCGCUCCAUAUCUUGCCAUUCGUUGCUUACACGAACUUGAUGAGCAGGACGGUCAUCUCUUCCCGUUGGCAAAAGGUGUUCUCAAUCGAUCAGCUUAUGUUGACGACAUAGUUGUCGGUGCCGACACGGAGGAGCAACUUCUACGUCGAAAAGAGGCAAUCGUCGGUUUGCUCCACAACGGGGCUUGUGAACUGAGCAAAUGGACCAGCAAUAGUGCUCUCGUCUUAGGGUCCAUCAGUCCUGACCAUCGUGCGAAUUCCGUAUCAUUUGACCCACGGGACGAACAUUCGGUGAAAGUUCUUGGGUUACAUUGGAACACCACUAAUGAUAGUUUUGCCUACCAUACCAGCAUCCCUCAGGCCUCGUCUACCAAACGGCAAGUUCUGUCAAUCAUUGCACGCUUGUUCGACCCCAUCGGCGCUUUGGGCCCGUUGCUAUUGUGGGCAAAGUACUUUAUGCAAUCACUGUGGGGCAAUAAACUCGGGUGGGACGAUCCAAUGCCAGAAGAGUUAUUGUCCACGUGGCGGCAAUUUUGUUUGGAACUGCCAGCUGUCUUUGAAUUAAUUCUUCCUCGUCAUUUUCCGGUGACAUCUCAGCAAGACAUUCAAUUGUUGGGUUUUGCAGAUGCUUCUACUAAAGGUUAUGCAGCGACCAUUUACCUACGAAUUGUCAAUGCAGAUGGAGAUGUGUCUGUCAAAUUGGUCACUUGUAAAACUAAAGUUGCCCCUCUUAGGGCCAUCACUACCAUCGAAGCGUUGUCCACACCGCGUUUGGAGUUAUGUGGUGCGUUACUACUGGCACAGACGCUUCAACACACCCACUACGUCCUUUCGUCUGAAAUAUCCAUAUCUCGCAUCCGAGCGUGGUCAGAUUCAUCUAUUGUGUUGUCGUGGCUGACAUCAGAUCAGAAAUAUUUCAAGAUCUUUAUCACCAAUAGAGUCGCGAAAAUCCAUCGGCUUAUACCUGAUUGUGAAUGGAAUCAUGUAUCGACAAGUGACAAUCCGGCGGAUCCUGCCUCUCGCGGGCUUUUGCCGCGAUCGACCGUGGCAUCAAGAAUCUACUGGAACGGUCCCGACUUCUUACAGCUUCCGGAAGAACAGUGGCCAAAGUCUAAACUCUCUCCAUUAAGUCCGGAUCAGUUGCCCGAAACUAGACCUAAUAUCACCACAAUGUUAACCGUGAAUGUUCAAUCACCAUCGCUGGAAUUGUUCAGUCGUUUUUCUUCACUCAGCAAACUGCAACGAGUUAUGUCAUUUGUUCUCCGAUUUCUGCGUCGUCUCCGUCACCAGUCUGUCAACGUUGGACCAUUGACAUUAGCGGAACGCGAAGCAGCAUUACGUGUCGUCGUACAACGGACUCAACAACACUACUUCUCGGAUUUGUCAAAUAUGUUAAGAACCAAGUCUGCCGUUACACCAUCCUCCUUGGCGCAACUGGCGCCUUACACCGACGUUAACGGAGUCAUACGUGUUGGAGGUCGCCUACGAUUCUCAGACGUCCAUCAGGAGGCGAAGCACCCGAUUCUUCUGCCUCGAUCAUCAUAUCUCACGGACUUGUUGAUCAGACACUAUCACUUAACCUUUCUUCACGGUGGGCCGAAGUUAAUCAUAUCAAUGUUGAGCCAGAAAUUUUGGAUUUUGUCCAGUCGUGCCGCUGUACUCGCACACAUUGGUAAUGAUGAACAAAAUUUCCCCAAAGCAAAUACUAUUGAAGAUAAAGCUAACAUGGCAUUAGUUUUUAUGUUUCAACCAUUGUGUGAUAAUUACACCCAACCAGUGGCUGUUUUUGCUUCAAGAGGACCCGUACACGGAACUGUCCUUGCACAGCUGCUAUUGAAGUUUAUUAUAUUAGUAGAAAAAGCUGGAGCCAAAGUCCAUGGGUUUGUGUGUGAUGGGGCCACUACAAAUAGAAAAUUAUGGUCAGAGCUUGGAAUAAAUGGAAAAAUGAAUGAACUCAAUAAUAGUUUUAUUCAUCCAUUAGAUACAACUAGAAAAUUAAAUGGACAAAACGAUCCGAUUAGAUGGGAUUUCUUUGAGAAAUUGUAUAAUACUGAAAAAGAAAAUAGAGGUCUAGUUAAAGUAUGUCCAUCCAUCACAAAAAGUCAUGUUUAUUUAAAUUCAUUUUUAAAAAUGAAAGUAAAACUUGCCACUCAGAUAUUUAGUGAAUCAGUAGCAACUGCAUUAGAAUAUUAUAAAUUGAAAAAUUAUCCAGAAUUUCAAAAUAGUAGUGAAACAACAAAUUUCUGCCGAAAAAUAAAUUGUUUAUUUGAUUCAUUGAAUAAUCUAAACCCAUACCAUGGUUUGAGUGUUGACAGUGAAGGAUGGAAAAACAUCAAGUCAAGCAUAAACUGGCUUGAUGAUUGGGAGAUGGCACUGAAAGAAGGAGAGAUAACCGAAGAAGAAUUUCUGCCACCCAAUACAUCACAGGGCCUUAGAAUAACUAUGAGUUCUAUGCUUGACAUGUCGUUAUAUCUGAUAGAUAAAUUUGAUUUUAAAUAUAUUCUAAGUGGCCGUAUUAACCAAGAUAAUCUUGAGAUAUUUUUUGGCACUAUUCGAGCAGCAGGUGGACAAAAUGACCACCCAGCAAUGCCAAAUUUCCAGCAUAUUUAUAAAAUGUUGUCAGUUUAUAGCAUUUUGAAACCACCAAAAUCAGGAAACUGUACUGUUAUUGAACAUAAUAAAAAUCUCAUUAAGUUGGAAGAGUUAAAAAAUAUAUUUGAUAAGCCAAAGGCAACAGCAAUUGAUCUUAUAAAAGAAAAACUCAAUGAAAGCUUGCUAAACAUAGAUGACAUUCAUGAGAUAGAAGUUUUUGAUAUCAUGUCAGAAUCAUUAAGCCCAUUUAACUCUACAGAUGUUGUUGACUGUAUUAUUUAUUAUAUUGCUGGAUACUUUACAAAACAAGUUAGUACUUCUCAUUUUAUUUAA